Blepharisma stoltei is the source of this 273-nucleotide messenger RNA. The record is from the annotation of a GenBank genome assembly. Lineage: Eukaryota; Ciliophora; Heterotrichea; Heterotrichida; Blepharismidae.
AUGCGAAGCUACACAACUACUAUUUUUUUGGCAUCAUUUUUUUGGCCCAUUUUUUUGCUUAAUUAUUUUUGAUCGUUUUUUGGUCUAUUUGAUUGGGAAAUAAUUCCAUAUUGACUUCUCAAGGUGAUUUUUAUCAAUUUAGUCAAUUGUUUUUGGCACCGUAUCUUCACACGACGACUAUUUCAUAACGACUAUUUUUUUUUGGCCUAUUUUUUUUGGCCUAUUUUUUUUUCACCUAUUUUUUUUUGGCCUUUUUUUUUGACAAUUUUUUAG